UGGAUAAUAAUAGAGAAGUGGGUAAUAUAGAAGUGAGUAAUAAUAGAGAAGUGGAUAAUAUAGAAGUAGAUAAUAAUAGAGAAGUGGAAGCAGGAAAAGUGGACAAUAUAGAAGCAGGAAAGUGGGUUAAUAUAGAAACGGGAAAAAUGAGUAAUAUAGAAGUGAAUAAUAAUAGAGAAGUGGGUAAUAUAGAAAUAGGAAAAGUGGAUAAUAUAGAAGUGAAAAAAUAUAGAAAUAGGAAAAGGGAUAAUAUUGAAGUGAAUAAUAAUAAUAAAAAAGUGGGUAAUAUAGAAGUGGGUAAUAAUAGAGAAAUGGGUAAUAUAGAGAUGGGAAAAGUGGGUAAUAUAGAAGUGAAAAAAAACAGGAAAAGUGAUAAUAUUGAAGUAGGUAAUAAUAGAAAAGUGGGUAAUAUAAAAGUGGGCAAUAAUAGAGAAGUAGAUAAUAUAAAGAUGGGAAAAUUAGAAGUGGGAAAAGUGAGUAAUAUAGAAGUGGAAAAGUGGGUUAAUAUAGAAAUGGGAAAAGUGAGUAACAUAGAAAUAGGAGAGGUGGAUAAUAUAGAAACAGAAGAA
Messenger RNA from Diversispora eburnea, 569 nucleotides. NCBI's taxonomy places the organism in Eukaryota, Fungi, Glomeromycota, Glomeromycetes, Diversisporales, Diversisporaceae. The record is from the annotation of a GenBank genome assembly.